UACCCUCAUUCGUCUUUUGAGGCGACCACGUAUCUCUCUCUCUCUCACUGUGUCUUGUCUCAUCAUCAUCUCUCUAUCAACAAUGGCGAUUCGUUCCGUAGCCAGCAGAAAAACCCUAGCGGGCCUAAAGGAGACAUCUUCGAGGCUUCUUGGUCUCCGAUCAAUCCAGACCUUCACGCUUCCUGAUCUCCCCUAUGAUUACAGCGCCUUGGAGCCGGCGAUCAGCGGCGAGAUCAUGCAGAUCCAUCACCAGAAGCAUCACCAGGCGUACGUCACUAAUUACAACAAUGCCCUCGAGCAGCUGGAUCAGGCCGUCAACAAGGGAGACGCUUCCGGCGUCGUUAAGUUGCAGAGCGCCAUCAAGUUCAACGGCGGAGGUCAUGUGAACCACUCUAUUUUCUGGAAGAAUCUUGCUCCUGUCAAGGAAGGUGGGGGAGAGCCACCAAAGGGAGCUCUUGGCUACGCCAUUGACACUCAUUUUGGCUCCCUUGAAGGUUUGGUGAAGAAGAUGAGUGCUGAAGGUGCUGCUCUGCAAGGGUCAGGAUGGGUGUGGCUCGGUUUAGACAAAGAGCUUAAGAAGCUUGUGGUUGACACAACCGCCAAUCAGGAUCCACUUGUGACAAAAGGAGGAAGCUUGGUUCCUCUGGUGGGUAUUGAUGUUUGGGAGCACGCCUACUAUUUACAGUACAAGAAUGUGAGGCCGGAGUAUCUGAAGAACGUGUGGAAAGUGGUCAACUGGAAAUAUGCAAGCGAAGUUUAUAAGGAGUGCAAGUGAGUUCGUUACAUAAAGAGAGGAACCAGUUCCCAGCUCGGCUUUGUUUUUAUAAGUUUGUUUGAAACAAACGUAUAAUGUCUCUUUGGUCUUUGAGUUAGCUCGAAAUGACCAUGUGGUUGCAAUAAUACACGUUGUUUUACGAUACAUUUUCCAAUAAUAAAAUUUUGCUACAUUCUAAUA
Molecule: messenger RNA, 955 nt
Organism: Brassica napus (rape)
Lineage: Eukaryota; Viridiplantae; Streptophyta; Magnoliopsida; Brassicales; Brassicaceae
Product: superoxide dismutase [Mn] 1, mitochondrial-like
Exons: 6
Coding region: 83-775 (230 amino acids)
Biological process (GO): superoxide metabolic process
Cellular component (GO): mitochondrion
Molecular function (GO): metal ion binding; superoxide dismutase activity
Source: RefSeq, a predicted model, not a curated record